Danaus chrysippus (African queen) is the source of this 4413-nucleotide messenger RNA. NCBI's taxonomy places the organism in Eukaryota, Metazoa, Arthropoda, Insecta, Lepidoptera, Nymphalidae. The record is from the annotation of a GenBank genome assembly.
AUGGCAAAAUCUCAAAUAAAUACGAAAUCCAGAAAUUAUGUUCAAGAUAAAGAAGCAUUUUUGAAAGAACUAAAGCAGUUUAAUGAAAGCAAAAAUAUACCAUAUAAAAUACCGGUUGUUAAUGGUGUAGAUAUAGAUUUGUAUCUCUUGUACUCAUUGGUUCAACAAAGAGGAGGUCUGAGCAAAGUUAAUCAAAAUGAUACCUGGGAAACAUUUCUGCGUCAGCUCCACUUACCACAUCCAUGUGUUAAUGGGUCUACAUUAUUGAGAAGAAUAUAUGGAAUGUAUCUGGAGAAAUAUGAAAGAGCUAAAGGUCCGCCAGGUAGGGAUGACGACUUAGAUAUGGAUGAAGACCCUUGUCGUGGCAGGGGUGGUGGCAUGCCACGCAUAUCAUUUGGUAGCGGCACUUACAUAUCAGCUUCCGGUGAACCUCUACGUACAGGGAAUCGUGUAGCUGGUCCAUCUGAACGGCUUACAUUAUCGUUGUUGUCGCCGAUGCCAAAUGAACAGGAUUUUGCCGUUAAUGUCUGCACAGUGUUAGCAGCAGAUCAUUCUAAUAGGCUUCCGUUGAGCACAACACCUCAUAUACUGGAUUUCUUGCUAGCUCAUGCUGGAGUUUAUAACCACUCAAGCCUCCGCGACACAAUCGGUCGUUCAUACUUCGAGUCUCGAGGUCGUUAUCCACACGAGUUUUGGUCGGAGCGAGCUGGUGGCGGCGGGGCGAGGGAACUUGCUGAUGAGACAAAGUUCACCGGUGAUCAACCUGAACUUGUCGACACCGAGGAUUGGGUGACGGAACCUUCAGAGGAAGAUCAGUUGUUCGCUCCGACGUUACCAGGUGGCGCCACAUGUGUUUACACACAACGAGUACUACAGAUAGCUAGCAUUGUACGAAGCUUGUCCUUUCAUGAAGAGAAUGUGCAAUACUUGGCUAGGAAUACCACUCUUAUAAGAUUCUUACUGCUAUGUGCUAACUGUUGGGUGGGAACUCUUCGUCAAAGCGGUUUAGACACGCUCGGUAAUGUCGCUGCCGAGCUCAUUAUUAAAGACCCCGCUACAUGUUUGAUAUCUCGUCAUGUUCUAUCGACUAUACAAUCAGCGCUAGUAUCACAAGAUCGUGCUAGAGUGUUGGCAGCUUUGGAGCUCUUGAAUAAAUUGGCACAGAACGAAGUCAACGAAGAAGCGUUACUCAAAGCAUUGGAAUCAAAAGUUUAUAGCGACGUGUGUGCUCUCCUCACUCUCCGUGAUAUAAUUGUGUUAGUGUGUACUCUAGAGUGUGUAUACGCUCUCACCGGUCUGGGAGACCGCGCGUGUGAAGCGGUCGCGCGUGUACCCGGACUAUUACACACACUAGUGUCGCUGGUUACUGUUGAGGCGCAGAGCUACGGUCCCCGCGCGUGUAUCCUCAUGCGAGUGGUUGAGACGGUCAGUGGGCCGCCCGCCGCGGACCACGUGCAACCACACACACUACAGAACACUAACCCUCCCCAACAGGUUCAAGUCCCAAAGCCUCCCGUGGAGCCCCCAGUAGCGUCCCCCGCUGUCGCCACCCAUACACAGCCUACUACAUUACAACAAUCGCAUAUGCAACAACGUACCGUACAAGAAAACGAACAUUUCGCUCAAGCAUGGCUCAGAGCUACGUAUGAAGCUCUCCCCGCCUCGGAUAAUAGUGCGUGUGACGCUGCUGACGUGUACAGGCAGUACCUCGCGUGCUGCACUAAACUAGCACGCAAGGGAGUCAUCGCACCCGCACACUUCCCACGACUUGUGAGGACGGUUUUCGGUGGCACGGUUGGGCCAAAUACAGUGAGCACUUCAACGGGUGAAACACAACACGUUUACAUCGGCAUACGAGCUAAGAAUAUAGCUAAUAGAAGUAAUCCGCCUGUUGGUCCAUCUUCACCUAUAUUAAAAGCUCAACUCACCAACAAGCCGAGCGCGACUAUUGAAACAAAACCGGUCGUUACACAACUACAGACUCCAACGCAGUCCACAGACAACAGCAACACGUCCCUCAUAAAACACUUGUUAGCGCAUAAAGUAAGCGCGGCUCAUACACAUACGUCGCUGCAGAAUAUGGAGGUAGAUCCGGAAACUCUCAUCAAAUGUACGACGAUAAUACCUGGGACUGUCACCAGCACAGCUGUACAGGAGAAGAUUGUAGUGAACGCGCCUGACGAAGUUAUGGUAACAAAAGAGGAACCAGUUCAAAUUCAAAUAGACGAGCAGGCACAAUUGACUAUAAAAACAGCACAGAACAAGAUGCUGGCUGAUCUUCUUGAGAAAAAAUCAAACCCACCAGUGCAAGUUGUACAAAUGGGACAACAAAUAAACGCACCUACUAUACAAAUAACGGAAACGGGACAAAUAGUUCAAGUUAAAUCGGAAAAUAUGAUACAAAUAUCGGAUUCCGUACAACCGAGUGCGCCAUUUUUUCAAAUUAAGAACGAGCAAGGACAACUGAUACAGAUCAAAAACGAUCAAGGACAGAUUAUACAACUCAAAAGCGGCCAAUUACAGGGCAUGAUUCAAAUUAAGAACGACCAAGGUCAGAUAGUACAGAUUAAAAAUGACAAUCUAGCACAGUUAUUACAGACUGGCGUUAUACAGAAGAAUGAAAAGGAUAUAGCUGAAAGUGUUGUAACUGAUCACUCGUAUACCGAACCACCGAGUAAGAAAAUUAAAGUCGAAGACAAGAAUGAGAAUCCCCCGGAAAGUGUUUCAAAGACUGCAGCCAAUCUGUACGCGGCCUUAGCUGCCAGUCUUCAAGAUGAAGAUGAUCUGCUUCCCCCGAAACAAGAAACCGUGGAUGUGAUCCAGCCAUCAGUAUUAGUCAGCACUCCGGAGAAUCAAUCAGUUUUGAUUCAAGAACCUAUAUUACAGGUGCAGCAACCAACAUUACAAGUGCAGCAACCAACGCUACAAGUUCAGCAACCAACGUUACAAGUGCAGCAACCGACGUUACAAGUGCAGCAAAACGCGAUACAGAUGCAGCAACCGGCGUUACAAGUACAGGCUGGACAGAUUAUAUUACAGGAAAAACCGGUCGGUACUCAACAGGCGCAAUUUGUUCAACAGCCCAUGCAACUUAUAGCGGCACCAAGUACAUCACAAGGUGGUUUGAGCUACAUAGCACAAAAUAUACCCGGUAAUAUGAUGCAGAAAACUAUCAUAAUAGUUCAGGGUACUGGAGGUGGUCCACUCACACUAACGAACUCAGGAGUGAUACAAUCACAAAGGGUGAUAGUCAGUCAGUCAGCGCUAGUGAGCUCGUCACAGCCCAUAAUGCUGAAAACUUCCAUCACACAGAAUCCACCUCAACUGACGCCGAGCCAGCAACCUAUAAUAACAUCGCAACCACAACCUCACAAAGCACAAAUUGUUAACCCUCAACAAAUCGUCGUGACCCAAAAACAACCACCUGGUAUGAUAAAUACGUCAUCUGGCAACCAGAUCGUUAGUACCAUAGUUGGUAGCAACCAACAAAUAAUUCAAGGGAAUCAGCAGUUACUGCAGGGUAACCAACAAAUAAUAGCGGUUUCAAACAACCAGCAAAUAAUAGUUAAUACCCCAAUGAAACCGACUCAUAGAGUGGUCCAAGCAUCAAGGAACCAGGUUACAACAGUUGUGACCAGUAACCAGGCUGUUGUCACAACUGAUACAAAGACUAUCCAGAGUUCAGCGAAACCUCAAUCGGUUAUGCGACAGGUUAUAACUCGGCAACCAGUUAUGGUCGGCAAUACUAAAAUCGGUGACAAAGAAAUGGUGGUCACACAACCUGUGACUGAGACUCAACAACCAAAGAAGAUAGAAACUCCUCCGCCACAAACACUUCAGACACAGCCGCCGACUACGACAGGGUCUGAAGACACGCCCUGGAUCUGUCACUGGAGGGGAUGUGGGAAAACGUUCUCCAGUUCAUCCGAGGUGUUCACUCACGUGGCUAGGACCCACUGCCCCAGUACCGCCGGCGGUGAAGCUCCCUGUAUGUGGCUAGACUGUGACCGAGUCCCACGGAAGACAUUCGCCUUAUUAAACCAUCUUACUGACAAACAUUGCACUCCUAAUGCACUCAAAGCAAUAUUCAAUUCCCGACGUCACACUGCGAGUGAGGCCGAGUCUGGUAAGCCUAUGUCAGUUGGGUACCCGCCGAAUGCAGCUUUGGCGGCCUUGAAUAAACACGCGGCGGACAUGUUCAAUCCCAGAGAGCUUAUGGAUGAAAACGAAGGCCCAGUUACGAAAAGCAUUCGACUAACAGCAGCACUUAUUCUAAGAAACAUAGUUAUUUACUCAAACACUGGUAGAAGAUUACUACGUUCAUAUGAAGCACAUUUGGCGUCAAUAGCCCUCAGCAAUGUGGAGGCGUCACGAACUAUCUCCCAGGUGUUGUACGAUAUGAACAAUAUAUGA